UCAGUUGGGUGUUUAAUCAACUCAUCAAAAUCCUAAUCAUAAUAACCGCUAAAACAUUUAAACGGUUCAACAAUCUUUAACUAAAAAAUAUUCCACGAACUGUCUUGUUUUUAUGUCCCUCCCGCUUCCAGGAAAACCACCACCCAAAAAGAAAGCAAAAUAAUAUAAAAAAAUUGGGGUGUACAACUGACAAAAAUGUCCUCCGACGGGGUCUCCAAUCUCCGAUCCGGCGGUAAGAUAGUCCGGCCGAGGAGAACAAAUGUUGUCAGAACUCCGUACGAGCGGUCUCCUCAUCAACAAUUGAUGACAAAUUCGGGUUCUCAAAACCCUAAUUGGCUGUCUAGAUUUGUUUUAUCUCCGACUCGUAUUAUUGCUACCGGUGCCGGUAAAGUUCUUUCUGUUUUCCGUCAAGAAUCUUCCUCCUCGUCUUCGUCUUCUUCUGAUGGCGAUUUUACUUCAGAGGAGGAUGAUGACGACGAUGGCGAGGACAUAUCUUCUGAAGAUGCAAACAAGUUGGAAAAGAGUUCUCUGCAUGAUGUUAUUCCUAAAGCUUUCGAGUGGAAGAGUCAAACAAAACUUGCAAUUGAACAGCUUCUCUUGCAGGAAACAUUUUCGAGGGAAGAAUGCGAUAGACUAACCUCUAUUAUUAAAUCGAGAGUUGUAGAUUCUCCUGUCAUAGAUGGGAGACUGACUGAGAUACCUGACACGACAGUUGGCAGUGAUGCUGGUUUGCCUGCUCUUACAGCCAUUACAGAGGCUAAAAAAUGGCUGCAGGAGAAGAAAUUAGGUUCAACUUCAAAAUCAGAAUUGGACUUUGGAAUCGGCACUUUGAACACUGCUAUGUUGCCUGUUACAGAAAGUGACGUGGGUUCUCCAAUAGAUAUGGCCAAAUCGUACAUGCAAGCACGCCCCCCGUGGGCUUCCCCAUCCAUGAGCAACAUUCAGUCUCGAUCACCAUCAGUGGUUUUCAAGGAAGAAACUUCGUGUUUAUUUAGUGACAAUUCUUUGUCCGCAUCCAAGCUGAUCAGGAAUUCCCCUCCCACUAGUUCCUGGAGUAUCCAGGACGAAAUACGAAAAGUGAGAUCUAGGGCAACUGAAGAAAUGUUAAAGAGGCGGCCAUCAUCAACAAUUGAUUGGUCUGGGUUAUCUUCGGAUAAUAGAAGAAGCCCUAACCCAUUGGUGGCUUACAAAACAGAUUCUGUUUUACAAAUAGCUCAAGAUGAAUUGCACAAUGAAUCUGUGCCACGAGAUCUGGCUACUUCCAUUGUAGAACAAAAUCAGGAUCUGGGAGUUGCUGAAAUAAUUGACGUUGCCGAAGGCAUGGAUGAUGGCCUGGAAGGGAAAGAAAUGCAUAGACAGAGAGUCCGACCUUAUAAAGAUGUGAAGGCUGAUACACAAGUUGGUGACAAUACUGCUGAUGGCCUCAGGGAUGCUGAUGGGGAAUGCUUACAUCUGAACUCUACUGUAGGAGGUGAUACACAGGCGGAAGUCGCUGGAAGGGAUGGUGCUGCAGCUGCUAAUGGAUUUCCUUCAGGAUCCAGUUUGUAUGGAGCACAGGAAAGAGAAGAAACACACAAACCAUUUGAUGAGCAGCAACCUUCUGUUGGUUCAGGCCAUGGUGAUAUGACCAGAAAUGCUUCUGUUGAAGUGACAUGUGAGCUUAUCAGUGAAACUUUCAUCGAAGUGCCCAUAAGUGAGAGCGAUAUUGUUGCAACAGGCUCUCAAAACAGUUCUAGCAUGCACCAUGAAGGGGUAUCACUGGAAGCACCUAUACGAGCUUUGAAACGCAAGGAUGGCAAGAGCAAUGUUGUCCCACAAACUGAAAAGCGGCAAGUUGGGAAGCGGAAAUAUGUACGGCAACCCAGGGGUCGGGGUAAAUAAUGUUGAAGCAGGCAUUUUGUAUUAAGCUGUAAAAUUGAGUCUGAACUAGUGUAGAGACAGAUGAUUAGAAUUACCACCAGGGCAGCAGAUUGACUGUAGCAGGAUGGAUAACUGUUAGUUCAGUGUUUAACCAAACAGCUUUUUCUCUUGUUUAAUUGGCUGUACUCUUCAUUCUAUUAAAUACCAGGUAGUACUAUUCCUUUCUCCAGAA
This is a messenger RNA of Mercurialis annua (annual mercury), 2092 nucleotides long. RefSeq names its product protein KAKU4. Lineage: Eukaryota; Viridiplantae; Streptophyta; Magnoliopsida; Malpighiales; Euphorbiaceae. The coding region runs from base 196 to 1881 and encodes 561 amino acids. Gene Ontology annotation, biological process: nuclear membrane organization. The transcript has 13 exons. Gene Ontology annotation, cellular component: nuclear envelope. The record is from RefSeq and is a predicted model, not a curated record.